AUUUAAAUCUCUUUGCACGGAAGUGUGCAGUCAGCACACACCUGGAUCAUUGACUAUCUCAACAUAUGAACAGGUCGCCAUGUUUUGUAGAGACAAUCUUUAACAGGUUCAAAAAACUUCUUAAUUAGUGAGUUAUGGCAACAUCAUUGGAUCCUCAUGACAGGGCACAAGAUGUAAAACGCUGUCAACUUUGCCCUGAGAAAGACAUAAAGUCUGCUGCAGAAACUGUGUGUAAAACAUGUCAAGUUGAUCUCUGUAAGGACUGCGUAGGUCAUCAUAUGAUUUCCAAUCCCACCAUUAGACAUGACGUUGUUACUUUUGAGUACAGAAAAUCUGAAGUCAUCCCACCACAAUGCAGUGUCCAUGGUGAAAAACAAUGUGAAAUGUUCUGUGAACAAUGUGGAUCCCCGAUAUGUCAGAAAUGUCUAGCCUCUGGAGCACAUGAAAAUCACAUUGUGCCCCCAAUUUCUGAAAUUUAUAGGUCUAAGCAGGAGCUCAUCAGAAAAGACAUGAAUGAACUUGAAACUAGUAUUGCACCUAUCUAUGAAACAACACUCUCAGAAAUGAAAGAAGCAUUCAUAAGCACUGAACAGAAACAUGAAGAAAGGCAAAGAACCCUGGAUGAAAUUGGUAAAACAUGGCACAAUUUAGUAGACAAAGUUAUUAAAAAAUAUAAGGGUGAUGCAACAAAAAAGGAAAGAGAGGAUGUUGAUGAAAUUAAGACCCUGGAAGCAGAUUUCCAAAAAUGCUUCUUAUCAAUUCAAUCAGCAAUGGAUGAGAAGAAAUCUAUCCUUGCCUCGAAUGAUCCAUCUAAACUUAUCAAUUACACUUCAGAAAAUGAAAAGUUCAGAACUAUUCAUUCCAGAUUUGAACUAACAGUGCAAGACUUCAGUCCCAAAAAACUUACAGAGAAAAUAUUGUGUAUGAUAAUUGGUGACAUUCCAAAAACAGUGAAAUCUUGCAUUCAUGGACAGGUCUUACAAGCUCCCAAAUCCAAUUCCAGUUCAGAAGAAGCUGUAAAGAAGUUUCUUGAUUUGCCACUUACAGUGGGAGAUAUACAAACAGAUGAAGAAAUUUGUGAGGUAGCUUGUAUUCCUCACACAGAUCACUUCUGGGUCAGUGACCUCAAUGGAAUCAUAAAACAGAUGAACAAAGAGGGGGAGGUGCUGAGGAAGAUCACCACAAAGAAUACAUUGUCAGGCCCAAAUGCUUUGACAGUCACCAGACAGGGACAUCUAGUGUAUAUUGAAAGUGAAACAGGAAAUAUUAAUAUAAUGGAGGGUGAUAAGAUAAAAAGAGUGCUCAAAGUAGAGGACUGGAGACCAGCUACUAUCUGCAGCACCUCUACUGAUGACCUCUUGGUACUUAUGACAUCCAUAUAUAUCGAUCGAUUUACAUCGGUCUCUAGAAGAGUUGUCCGUUAUUCUGGUUCUACAAUCACACAAGAAAUAAAAAGAAGUGACUUAUCAGAGAUAGAAUAUUUUUCAUUUUUAUCAUCUGUGCCCCACAUUGAUGAAAACAAGAACCUUGACAUUGUAUUGAGUGAGCGUUUUUCAGUUUUAGUGUUGAACAAUGAAGGACAUAUCAAGUUCAAAUACAGUGGAAUGAAAUACAAAAACUUUAGUCCAUUUGGUAUUGCUACAGACAGCAUGUGUCAUAUCCUGAUUGCUGACGGGGCUAAUAACAUUAUACACAUCAUUGACCAGAAUGGAACAUUCCUUCUGUUCAUAGACAACUGUAAAUUAACCGAACCAUGUGAUCUCAGUAUAGACAGCAAUGAUAUAUUGCAUGUAGCUGAGUCCCAUAGAGUGAAACAAAUUAAGUAUAUGGAAUAAAUUAAAGAUCAAUGUGUUCAUGCAAAUAAACUGAAAUAAUUUAAUUAUGAACCUCAAAGUCCAAAAGCGUUGGAUGAGAAACACCGGUGAUGGAAAUUAACAUUGGUAAAUCCCAGUAAAUAGUUCCGGUACAAUUUUUCUCUAGGAGAUUUUGGGAAAUGCAAAUUGAAACAAAGUCAAAAUUGUUUAAUUCUUAAACUCAUUCCAUCUCAUACAAAACUCAGACAUAAAAUAAACAUUAAACCAGAAGAUGAAUAGUACACAGAUCUUUCUCUAAGGUCUUUAUAUCUAGGUAUUAUA
Messenger RNA from Saccostrea cuccullata (small rock oyster), 2135 nucleotides. RefSeq lists its product as uncharacterized. Lineage: Eukaryota; Metazoa; Mollusca; Bivalvia; Ostreida; Ostreidae. The transcript has 2 exons. Gene Ontology annotation, molecular function: ubiquitin protein ligase activity; zinc ion binding. Gene Ontology annotation, biological process: protein monoubiquitination. Bases 135 to 1835 code for a protein of 566 amino acids. The record is from RefSeq and is a predicted model, not a curated record.